Trametes versicolor FP-101664 SS1 is the source of this 246-nucleotide messenger RNA. RefSeq lists its product as uncharacterized. Lineage: Eukaryota; Fungi; Basidiomycota; Agaricomycetes; Polyporales; Polyporaceae. The coding region runs from base 1 to 246 and encodes 81 amino acids. The transcript is spliced from 2 exons. The record is from RefSeq and is a predicted model, not a curated record.
AUGUCUCACCCCGCUAGCCAUAUCGGCUCUGCUUCUGCACUCGCUCUACCGACAUGGCUCCUGUCUUACGUAGACGAGUCCGCUUGCAGCGCGUCGCAAUUUCGCGUUCCGCCGCAGGUCUACUCGAACCGUCUCUCGGAGGUCGUCUCCGGAAAUGCGAUCAAGAAGCUCAACCUUCCCCGAGAGGAGCUCGUUAUCUUGACCAAGGCGAGCCUAUCGAUAAUGGUGACUGUGCCCAUCAUCUGA